AUGAGCGGAAUGUUCGGCUCCAUCGGCUCUUUGUUCGCCACCGGUCCGCGAUUGCGAUACGACCUCGACGAGCGGCCGCACGACGCGCGAUCUCUCGGACGAUGGACCCACGCCGGUGGUACAUCGCGCGAGAGUGGUGAACGCGUGAGCGUUUUCACGUUCAGAGGAGACGCGCAGAGAGACGCGCGAGCGCUGGAGAUCGCGAGGAACGGGGUGCGAAGAUUGAAGACGAUGAGACACCCGAAUGUGUUGCUCGUGAAGGAGACGUUGGAGGUGGAAACGGGGAGCGAGAUCGCGCUGCACGUCGUCACGGAGCCGACGACGCCGCUGGAGACGCACUUGCGGGAAAUCGCGCGCGGUGGGAGCGAUUCGCAGGGAGGGGAAUACUUAUUACUCGGGAUACGGGAGAUCGCCACGGCGGUGGCUUUUUUGAAUAACGACUGUCGAUUGGUGCACGGCGCGAUUAGCUUGGCGUCCGUGGUGGUGACGGAACGCUUGGAUUGGAAGCUGUGGGGGUUCGAUCUGUGCAGCGAGUUGGAUGCGAUCGGGCACGGGGCGAAUGGCGACGCGAAACUGAUACACGGUGCGUACUUGGUUCCCGACCAGUACAAGCCUGAGGAGUUUAGGCGAGGGGAUUGGGUGAGCAUUCCGGAGGGGCCGCCGUGGGCCAUCGACGCGUGGGGACUCGGAUGCUUGAUUCAAGAGGUUUACAGCGGUGGCGCUUUGCGCGGGACGGAUCAGCUCCGCGAGGUGUCGUGUAUACCGCAAACGUUGCUCAAGGAUUACCAGCGCCUGCUCGGUUCGCAGCCGACGAGGAGGUAUAACCCAAAGAAGUUGAUUGAAAACGCGUCGCUCUUCGCGAACAAGCUCGUGGAGACCAUCACGUUCAUCAACAACUUGGCGCUCAAGGAUUCCAUCGAGAAGGAGCGCUUCUUCGGCCACUUGCCUCGAGUAUUGGAGCAGCUCGCGUUGCAGCCGGUGCAGAAGAAGAUUUUGCCAAUGUUGUGCGACGCUCUGGUGUUCAAUCAGGCGCCGCAUCAGGCCAUCUUGCCAAUGUUCAUCUCGGCCCAGGACAUCCCGUUGGAGGCCUAUCGAAAGAUCGUCAUCCCUACCGUGUUGAAGCUCUUCGAGAAUCCCGACAAGAUGGUUCGACUAGAUCUGUUAGAGAAUUUGAGUCGAUAUGCCGAUCGAGUUCCGGAUGAGAUGGUGGACGAUCCGCUUUACGAGCGUCUGAGCACCGGAUUCACGCACGCAGAUUCCAACGUGCGCGAGAUGACUCUCAAGGGGGCGUCACUCCUCGUGCCGAGACUGUCAGAGCGAGUGAUCACCGCUUCAUUACUCAGACAUUUGAGCAAGUUACAAAUAGACGAGGACCCCGCCAUUCGGGCGAACACAACGAUUUGCCUUGGGAACAUCGCGCAGUACCUCAGUGAAGCCACGGCGAAGCGCGUGUUGCUCAACGCCUUCACGCGAUCUCUGAAGGACGCGUUCCCGCCCGCUCGCUUGGCGGGCGUGAUGGCGCUAGAGCACACGACGCAGUACUACGAGCCGGCGGAGGUGAGCCAACGAUUGAUUCCAUCUCUCGCGCCGUUGCUCACGGAUGUCCAGAAAGAUGUUCGAGUGCGAUCCUUCCAAGUUUUGCAGAUUUACUUGGAGAGUUUGAAGAGACACUCCGACGCGCUCGAGCAAGGACCAGAGGCCGCAGCGGCGCAUGUUGAGAGGGAGCAAAAGAAGGGACACGCCAACGCGGCUAAAAAGGCGGCGAAUGUGCUCUCAUGGGCGGUGAAUAUGGCAGCGAGUAAGAUUGGCGGCCCCGAAGAGGACGCACGCGCUCAGGUUGAUCUCACAAACGAGCGCCUGAUGGCAAAGUCGUUCAGUUCAGCUGCGCCACCGCCGAAGCUCUAUGGCGAGAGCCCUCGCACUUCGACGCAAAACACCCCCGCGGUGUCCCUGGGCCCGUCACCGGCGAAGGCGAUGUCGAGUGCGUACGAUAGCAGUCGCCGAACGAUCGAGUCAGCGGCGCAGAAGGUGAGCGCCUUGUCGAUGAACGAUGACUUCAACGACGAGGACGACGACGCCGACGGGUGGGGAGAUUUGGACAUCGUCGAUCCGGCCGAGCAAGCGGCUCGAGAGAGGUUGAACUCUCGCACCACGAGCUCGAGCGCGCGAGUACAGCUGCCGAGAACGAAUUCAGGAGGCAUGAAGAAAUCGACGAGCGAUGGAUGGGGCGACGGCGACGACGACUUGUUCGAGGAACUCGCGCCGCCGCCGGCACCGAAGCCUUCGAUUCCAUCCACGGCGCCGCGUGCGGGUCUAAGCGGUGCGCGAACAAUGGGGUCUAGUGGACACGUUGGUUUAAGCGGUGCGCGUCGACCACUUUCGAGCGGGUCGCUAGGCGGAUUGGCGAAACCGAUGGGCGGCGUGAAGCCGCCGCCGAUGAAGCUCGGCGGCGGCGCCAAGAAGCCGCAGGCGGACAUAGAUUUAGAAGCGAUGCUAAACGGAUAG
Ostreococcus tauri is the source of this 2505-nucleotide messenger RNA. RefSeq names its product Protein kinase-like domain. Bases 1 to 2505 code for a protein of 834 amino acids. The transcript has a single exon. The record is from RefSeq and is a predicted model, not a curated record. Gene Ontology annotation, molecular function: protein kinase activity; ATP binding. Gene Ontology annotation, biological process: protein phosphorylation. Lineage: Eukaryota; Viridiplantae; Chlorophyta; Mamiellophyceae; Mamiellales; Bathycoccaceae.